Messenger RNA from Trichomonas vaginalis G3, 456 nucleotides. RefSeq lists its product as uncharacterized. Bases 1 to 456 code for a protein of 151 amino acids. The transcript has a single exon. NCBI's taxonomy places the organism in Eukaryota, Parabasalia, Trichomonadida, Trichomonadidae. The record is from RefSeq and is a predicted model, not a curated record.
AUGUACUCACCAGAGAUGUACUUCUAUUCCUUCCAAAUGCCAGUCCAGCACCAGAAGACCCGUACACCACAAAGUAUUAGAGACUAUGAAAAGGUCCAGAAGAGGAUGAAAGAUAAUGGCUCAAAAGUUGACCAAGUCUCAACUUUUAUUGAUAAGUAUUUUGGCACUCAUGUAACAAUUGCCAUUUUAACAAGCCUUGCAAAAAUAGUCAUGGGAAGAUAUGCCCUUAAACUCGAUAGACUUGCUAGACGCAACAGAUCAGCUUUGCUCUGCUGGUAUGCAGAGAACUGGGAUGUUAUAUUCCCACUUCUCAACGACUCCGCAUUCGAGAUGAAACUCAAGAGUAUAAAGAGAUUGCAAAAUAUGAGACCAAAGAUCGAACCACUUGCUCCAAAGCCUGCAAAUACAGAGUUCAUUGAUCCAAGUGACUUAACACUACUUCUUAACUUCCACUAA